Molecule: messenger RNA, 1599 nt
Organism: Penicillium lagena
Lineage: Eukaryota; Fungi; Ascomycota; Eurotiomycetes; Eurotiales; Aspergillaceae
Product: transferase family protein
Exons: 1
Coding region: 1-1599 (532 amino acids)
Source: RefSeq, a predicted model, not a curated record
AUGACUAUAGUUACGCGUGGGUACACAGAACGAGUUCAUCCUCGCAGCCAUAUUCAGCAGUCGCAAGACGCCGGGAAUACCGAGCUACUAUCGCUACUGGAUGCCACGUGUGUCAAUUUCUCACCGACCAGCGCUGUGUGGUUUUUAGAGCCACCUAGCGACGGCCAUUCUACGAAUGCGGAUUUGAUCAAGCAUCUUCGCGACGCAUUACUAUUUACGUUGGAAGCAUAUCCUCAAUUUUGCGGUCAUUUGAAAGCCGUGCCUUACAGUCCAGAUGAAGGUGCAUCGCAUCGCCAACGCUAUGGGAGACUGUGCAUAAGCUAUGGAAAUUCUCGUGACCCAGGACUUGAAUUGGUCGUUGCGGAGAGUACAGCGUCUCUCGAAGACCUUGUACCCGACAGUAAAUGUGACGCCGCUUUGCAGGACAUGCAUCAGAUCCCAUGCGAAAGCUUCGUACCCCCUACGGCGCUAGAAUCACCAUUUAUGCCAGAUGAAAAUGCCUCCAAACCAGCUGUCGCCAUUCAAUUAACAAGGCUCAUAUGUGGAGGCACAGUCGUGGCUAUUAAGAUGGUCCAUGCACUCGGCGAUGCGCACAGUAUGGCGUAUUUUGCAAAGGACUGGGCGCUAGUCAGCCAAGCCAUGUCCAAGGAUUCGCCUCUUCCGUCCCUCUCGCCAGUCUUCCAGCCAUCUCUCCUCGACAAGCAGGCAGCAGGGGAUAUUGAUAAAGCUGACCCAGAUGAUACGCUUCUGAGAAAAGCUAUGGCUCUCCCUUUUCACCGCUACGACUGGUGGACACCUUCGGAAUGUUGUCCUUGGCCCAUCGAGGUACCAGAACCCUUCAAAUCUCAGCCGCUCAAACCAGCUGGAAAUCCAAUGCCCUGGUGGCAAUGGGAUGUAGAUGCCCCUGUCUCCCACUACGAGAUCCACCUCAGCGCCGAUCAGAUCCAGCAGAUAUGGGAAUCUGCGUCAGCCGAUGGCUUAUGUCGAAUUAGUCACCACGAUGCUGUUGUCGCGCAUAUCUGGUCCUCUGUCACUCGGGCGCGAAACCUGGAGCUCAACACAGAUGAUAAUAUUGUUUACUGUGAUCUGGUGUAUGGUGUGCGUGAGCGCAUGUCACUUGGAGAAAGCUAUAUUGGCUCGCCUAUCGUCAUGAUCAAUGUGCCUAUGAAUGCUGCGGAGGUGUGCCAAACCGAUCUGACACACCUGGCUACCGCAAUCCGCUCGACGAUCACAAAAGUUCAACCUGAAGAUAUCCAAAACCAUCUUCACUCUGUUGCAUAUGAAGAUGCCCCUCAGCGUCUCUGGCAAGCCUUUCUAGGCGAAAGGCAUAUCAUGGUAACAUCCUGGGUUCAAACCCCCGUGUAUGCUGUGGAUUUCGGAUUCGGAUUGACGCCACGAUAUGUCUCAGCCGUCAUGGCGAGCAUGGACGGGGUGAUCCAAUUGAAACAAGCACCUCCAUCCAUCAAGGAAUGCAAUCUUGAAACUUCUGGGAAGUCGAAUCUUUGGUAUCAUGGUGGUGUUGACAUUUCUAUCAAUUUGCGGUCUGACAUUAUGGAAAAACUGUUAGAAGACCCUCUUCUUUUCCCUCAAGAGGACUAG